GACACCCGGAAGUACCACCCGGAAGUAUCUUCGGGCGCGUGGCGUGGCGUGGCGUGGCGCUGCGUUGCCGGAGACGUCGCCGUUAUGGGCCGCAAGAAGAAGCGCAAUGCCGACGACCGGCGGCCUCGGCUCGUGCUCAGCUUCGACGAAGAGAAGCGGCGGGAGUACCUCACAGGUUUCCACAAACGAAAGGUGGAACGGAAGAAGAUUGCUAUUGAGGAGAUCAAGCAGCGGCUCAAGCAGGAGCAGAAGAAACUAAGGGAAGAGCGCCACCAGGAAUACUUGAAGAUGCUGGCAGAAAGAGAGGAGGCGCUGGAAGAGGCAGAUGAACUGGACAGGCUGGUGACAGCAAAGACAGAGUCCGUGCAGUAUGACCACCCCAACCACACAGUCACCGUGACCACCAUCAGCGACCUGGACCUCUCAGGGGCCCGGCUGCUCGGACUGUCCCCACCUGAGCAAGGGGCAGAGGAGGAAGCACCAACUGCGGACAAGCUGACCAGAUCUUUACCCCGGAAAUCCAGAGACCCCCUGCUGUCCCAGCGGAUCUCCUCUCUCACGGCAUCCCUGCACGCACACAGUCGCAAAAAGGUCAAGAGGAAACAUCCUCGGCGGGCACAGGACUCCACAAAGAAGCCCCCGAGUGCCACUCGUACCAGCAAGACCCAGCGCCGUCGACUGACGGGCAAAGCCCGGCACAGUGUGGAGUGAGUCCUGAGAACCAGGCCCCAGGGAAGGGGCUGCUUGUCUCCACUGGCUGCUCCGGGGCCUGAGUGAGAGCACUCCACGGCUCAGCACCUUUGCAGCCUGGGCUUGGACCCCAGGUGGAGCCUUCUGAGCCAGGUUGGGGCUCUUCUCAUUAAACCCCACUUGACGUAUCAGGUUUGUGAAACCAAA
Molecule: messenger RNA, 897 nt
Organism: Erinaceus europaeus (western European hedgehog)
Lineage: Eukaryota; Metazoa; Chordata; Mammalia; Eulipotyphla; Erinaceidae
Gene: NOL12
Product: nucleolar protein 12
Exons: 6
Coding region: 85-711 (208 amino acids)
Cellular component (GO): nucleolus
Molecular function (GO): RNA binding
Source: RefSeq, a predicted model, not a curated record